Molecule: messenger RNA, 2846 nt
Organism: Haliotis rufescens (red abalone)
Lineage: Eukaryota; Metazoa; Mollusca; Gastropoda; Lepetellida; Haliotidae
Product: glycolipid transfer protein-like
Exons: 6
Coding region: 64-678 (204 amino acids)
Biological process (GO): ceramide transport; intermembrane lipid transfer
Cellular component (GO): cytoplasm; cytosol; membrane
Molecular function (GO): ceramide 1-phosphate transfer activity; ceramide 1-phosphate binding
Source: RefSeq, a predicted model, not a curated record
UCCGUUUCCACACGCACCGACAGCUGUGUACGUAUCUCCUGGAGGAAUUGACAUCAACUCAAAAUGACAUUCUUCGGCAAAUGUGACCCCAAAUUCCUACCUGUUCCAGAGGAUAAACGUAUCCUGACACAAGCAUUUUUAGACGCUUCACGGCAGCUGUUGAUAUUCUUUGACAAGAUGGGCAAAACCUUCAUACUUGUGAAGAAUGAUGUUGCCGGGAAUAUUGAGAAAAUUGACAAGAAGUUCCAGCAGGACACAGUCAAGUACAGCACACUGAAUGCCAUUUUGGAAGAGAGCAAAACUGGGGGGGAUAAAGUCUUAGUGAAUGCCCAUAUAGGUGCCAUCUGGUUAGCUCAUGGGUUGGACUUUAUACACGAAAUGCUGAGGCUACUCAUUGAAGAUCAUGAAAAUGGAACUAAAAGUGAAAACGUCCGUGACUUUGUGAUGGGAGCCUACAAACUUACAUUGGAUAAAUAUCACAACAUCAUCAUGAGGACCCUUUUCAAGCCACUAUCUGCUGCUGCCCCAUACAGGAGGGAUCUGUUCAAAGUGCUGCGAGACUCUGACGACAUCACAGACGACAUGAUAAUAGCAGAUGCCAAGGAAUACAUUGUAUCAUUGGGAGACAAUGUUAAGACUCUAGAGGCCACUAUCAAAGACCUCGGAGUCAAGGAAUAAACAUACCUGUGUCACAUGACCAACACAUGCUCUCUGUCACAAAUAUACAAUAGGAAUACAAAAAGUGGCAGCUAUAUCCUAAUCAUGUAAUACCCAUGCUCAUGGGUUUCACCAACGUGGUAAAUGUCUAAGACCUGCAUCACUUCGGGCUUUCUACCCACAUUAAGCUGACACUUCGUGAUAUAACUGGAAUGCUGUUCAAAGUGACGUUAAACCCAACUCACUCACUCAGUGUUUAUCUGUGUGUCUUUGGAACUUAAAUAAAACGUUUUUCGUAUUCUGACCAUUAAUGUAUAAGCCUAGCGCUGAGAUCAUUUUGUGAAAGUUGAUUCAGGAUGCCGAGACUAAGUGUCAGUUGUGUUACAGAGACGAGUCAGCGCGGAUGUGAACUCACUCACUCACUCACUCAAGCACGCAAUCACUCACUCACUCAAUCACUCAAGCAUGUAAUCACUCAAACCUUACAAUGGGGCGCUAACUUUCAGCCGCUUGCAAUCGUACCAAUCACUGACUGUGGUCGCUUCGCUCUCAAACCAAAAUGGUAGCUAUGUUCGAUAGCGAAACAAGAAAUUCUUGACUGCAUUUUCUUUUCAAAAUGGGCAAAGGCAGCAAACACUCCAUCCUCCUCAGUCUGCUCCACAUCUUCAAAGUAGUCAUAACUUCAUCAGCUCAUCAUAGAGCCUCUUCUGUAACAUUCUUCAUUAGGGCAAGGCAACCAAGCGGAAGUUGCGCCGCCAUUUUGAAAGAGUGCACAAGCGCUUCGAACUGUUGCAGACCCAAGUAUUAGCGAAUAAUUUGCUUACUCUAAGCGAUUCGUGGCUUGCAAAACGCCCCUACUGUGAGUGAUGUCAUGUGACAGGUUUGGGCUCGUAGACUCAGGUUUGGGCACAGUCUUCAAACGCGUCUUUAUUGCACACAAGGCACUGAAUACAAAGAUUAGAUCUGCACUGCAUAGGCGCAAGACCACAGAGCCGUGUCUCCCUUGAAUUAAGAAAAUGUUUUUGCAGGUAACUUGAAUACUUAGAUGUUUGUAGACGUGAGUGUCCUGACACUACACUGGCAGUAUGUGGCUUAUUGUUAUCUGUGUAGAGAGAGUGCUUGUGGUCAGUGUGAUGUGGUCAAUUUGGGUGACACACUCUAAUAGACAUAUUAUGUUUGGGUGAUUCUUUCUUAUUGGGUUUAUUUCAGUACAAAAAGAGUUAGACAAAACUAUUUUUUAUAUUCCUGUGUACAGUUCGACCACUAAUUUAACUGAUGCAAAUAACUUCUUCCUCAUAAAAUUUAAAAAAUCAAGCUAUACAAUUGUUUUUUUAAAUUAUUUUGACUGGCCCAAGCUAAAUAUUUGACCAUAAAAAUGAAAAUGAAAAAAGGGUUUUGUAAGUCUUUAAACCUUCAUUAAUAAAAGAAAGUGUAUUGAGUUGAGUACAUUUUUUAAAUAUACAUGAAUAUUUUUGGGGUUAUUUUUUUGUAGUGAAGACUGAUAUUUUAUAAAACAUCCCCCAAAAACUUUUUGGUUCAGUAUAUGAUUAAAUUCAUGUUUACUUAGCUGUUACAAUUCCAUGUUUUCAGAACAUGUCACCCAAAUACAUCCUUAGCUUUAGAUAUGGACUUCCACUACUCAUCAGGUAUAUUUGCAUCAAACAAUGUACACUACUUGCAGCGCUGUCCAGGAAACUGGCCUUCACACUUAUUAAUCAACUGAAUGAUAUUUGUUUGAGAGUAUAUCUUUAUAUUUGCUACUAUUUGCAUGGCCACUGUUUCAAAUAUUCUACAGAAAAUAUAAUGUUUAGGGACUGGUCACUUGAGGGGGGUAGGACACUAUCAUAUUUUGCUGCUGCUGCCAUUUAUUCAUGGACACCCCCACCCUGCACCCAAAAAUGACCAGUCCCUGAAGGAUUGUGAAUUCUUCUGUACGUUACUUGUUUUUUUUUGCAAAUAUAUGUUAGUUACUAUUUAUGAUCAUGUGCACAAUUUCUUCACUGCAGUGAAAACCUGUUAUUCUGGACUCGACUUUUCCCAAAAUAAUUACUGUAUUCUACAUAAUAAGCGCCCCGCUCUAAUAAGUGCCCACAGCGAUAUUUGCUAAUAUAUUGGCUAGUGAACAAUCUCAAUUAGCACCCCUUCCUAUUGAUCGAUGUACACAAAACUUAUUUAUUCGUGUAUAAUAC